This is a messenger RNA of Hypoxylon fragiforme, 2997 nucleotides long. Its product is annotated as DUF221-domain-containing protein. Gene Ontology annotation, cellular component: plasma membrane. NCBI's taxonomy places the organism in Eukaryota, Fungi, Ascomycota, Sordariomycetes, Xylariales, Hypoxylaceae. The record is from RefSeq and is a predicted model, not a curated record. The transcript is spliced from 3 exons. Gene Ontology annotation, molecular function: calcium-activated cation channel activity. Bases 1 to 2997 code for a protein of 998 amino acids.
AUGGACGUCUGGACUCAAACCCAACACCUGGGACUUAAGCGGGAUGGACCCAACCCCGUCCAAGAACUGCUAGAUUUAUUGCGGAACCCCUUUAAACAGACGCUUACAGACGGUGCUAUCUGGUCUGCCCUGGGCACAUCCGUAGGCUUCACGGUCUUCAUAGCCAUCGCCUUUUCGUUUGUUCGACCCUACAACUCCGUCGUCUAUGCACCAAAGCUCAAACAUGCCGACGAGGAACAUGCGCCGCCCCCGAUAGGAAAAGGGUACUUGGCCUGGAUCCCUCCGUUAUGGAAAACCGACGAGAAAGACAUGAUCGCCCAUGCCGGCAUGGAUGCUGCGAUAUUUUUAAGAUUUACCCGAAUGUGCCGGAACAUCUUCCUUGCUCUUGGCGUCGUUGGAUGUUGCAUUUUGCUGCCAGUGUAUUAUACCAUGAACAGCGACCAGUCCGGUAACCAGAGAUGGUUCAUGAGAUUAACGCCGUCUAACGUCAACGAUAAGCCCAUUUGGGCCCUCGUGGUAACCGCUUAUGGAUUCAACUUCAUCAUCAUUGGGUUUUUGUGGUGGAACUAUAAAAAGGUUCUCCAGCUAAGGCGAAUUUAUUUCGAAAGCAAGGAGUAUCAGCGCAGUUUGUCUGCUCGUACUUUGAUGUUGAACGAUAUUCCCAAAAAGUAUGCCAACGAUGAGGGUAUUGCGCGGAUUAUCGACGAUGUGGUUCCCCACGCUUCAUUUGCCAGGACAGCUGCUGCUCGUAACGUCAGAGAUUUGCCAGACUUGAUUGUGCAACAUGAUCAUACGGUUCGUAAGCUCGAAAAAGUAUUGGCCAUAUACUUGAAGAAUCCCCAAAGCCUACCGGCUGCUCGACCAGUGUGUCGCCCUUCCAAAAAGGACCCCUCUUUCAGUACUUAUCCCAAGGGACAAAAAGUCGAUGCUAUCGAGUACCUUACCCAGCGAAUCAAAGAACUUGAAAUUGAGGUUAAGGAGGCACGAGCAAACGUAGACAAGCGCAACACGUUAUCUUACGGCUUUGCUAGCUAUGACGACAUUUCGGAGGCACAUAGUAUCGCCUACGCUUUGCGCAAGAAGAAGCCACAAGGUGCUACGGUUGUUUUGGCUCCCAGACCAAAUGACAUUAUCUGGGAUAACAUGCCUCUCACUCCAGCAAACCGAAGCUGGAGAAGAAUCAUCAUCAACUUCUGGAUUUCCGUACUGACGUUAGUUUGGAUCGCGCCUAGCGCCAUGAUCGCCAUCUUCUUAGUCAAUCUGAGUAACCUUGGCUUAGUUUGGCCCACCUUCCAGGAUCAGUUGUCUGCUAACACAGGUUUCUGGUCUAUCGUCCAGGGUGUCGCAUCUCCAGCUAUCUUAUCGCUUGUCUACGUCGUUCUACCUAUUAUCUUCCGCCGACUUGCUAUCAGAGCUGGUGACCGUACGAAAACCGGUCGUGAACGCCAUGUCGUCGCCAAGCUUUACGCUUUCUUCGUUUUCAACAACCUCGUGGUCUUCUGUUUCUUUAGCACGAUGUGGAACUUGAUCUCGUCGGUUGCUAACGACCCGAAGAGAGCCUGGGAGACAUUGUCAAACUUUGGUAUAACUUUGUUCAUCUCGUUGUGCGACAUCUCAUCGUUCUGGGUUACAUGGUUAUUACAAAGGAAUUUGGGCGCAGCUAUCGAUCUAGCUCAGUUAUGGACCCUGAUAUACAGCUUUUGUAUGCGCAAGUUUUCGAGCCCGACCCCAAGAGAGAUGAUCGAAUUAACCGCACCCCCGGCUUUCGACUAUGCCAGCUACUACAACUACUUCUUAUUUUACUCGACCGUGGCAUUAUGUUUCUCCGGCCUUCAACCGCUUGUCCUUCCAGCCGCAGCGUUGUACUUUUCAAUCGAUGUGUGGUUGAAGAAAUACCUGCUAUUGUACAUCUUUGUCACCAAGACCGAGUCCGGUGGAAUGUUCUGGCGAGUGUUGUUUAACCGAUUCGUUUUUGGUACCAUCCUUUCGAACUUGGUCGUCUUCCUGACGGCCUGGGUGCAUGGUGACGGAACCCAUCUGAUGGCAUUCUCAUCUGUACCUUUGCCAUUUAUUAUGAUCGUCUUUAAGAUCUACUGUUCUAGAGUCUUUGACGCCAAGAUUCACUUUUACUCGACUCGCAAUAUUCAAAAGCAUCCAGAAGGAGCUAUGCAGAAAGACCCUAUGCGAUCAGUUGGUCUUGCUCACCGUUUUGGCCACCCUGCUCUUUACAAGCCCCUCAUCACACCCAUGGUUCACGCGAAAGCUCAAAAUCUUUUGGCGUCUAUAUACAAGGGUCGCUUAACAGACGGUCGUGAGGCCUACUCUGGAGAUACGAUGUCCACGUCUGGUUACUCCGAUGCCUAUGUCAUGAAUCCGAUGAACGCCGGGAAGCCCGGGAAACAAGCAAGCUUGCCUGGAUUCGAAAUAGUACCCGAAUCUAGGCUUGAUUUCGAGUAUUAUAAAACUCGCGCUGAGUUCGCAUCUGAGCAUGGUGGCGGCGAUAUUUUUGGUCGUUCGAACGAUGUGAUGCGCCCCGGCACGCCUGGAAGUAUGUGGACCAAUAGUGAAGCCCCAACCUCCAGAGCGGGUAGUCCUACAAUUCCACAUAUUCCUAGGUUAGGCAGCCCCGGGCCGACGAGGGCGCUAUCGCCUAGUGCUGAUAUAGGGAUGACUUAUCCGGGAGGUUACACGCACCCACAAGGCACUCCCUACGUCCAGGAGGCGGAGCCCAGCCGCUUGCAUAGCCCGUUCUUUAUGCAAGGGAACGAUAGUGGGUCUAAUCUAGUGAUGAACGCUGCUGCGAUGCCCGUGGGUACCCCAGGACCCACCCCGCGAGACCGCAGUAGGGAACGGCCCAUGCGAGCGCCGGGCGGCGCGGGGAUGUUGGGUGGUGGUCCCCGGGGUUACGGCGGCCUACCUCAGGAAGAGGAGUCGGAGCACGACCCCAUGCAGUAUAAUUACUUCCGCGAAGCACGGACUACACGGAAAGGACACUAA